AUGGCUUCGACCGAAGACUCUCCUUUAUUACCCAACUCGUCACCGCAGUCCGGUCGCCCGCCUCGCUCGGUGACGUUCAACCCGUUGGCUACAAUUAGCACCUAUGGUGGAACCAGCGCCUCCGAUCCCACCUUUCGUCCAUUGCAGACAGGGUCUCCUCCGGUCCAGAAUAUCAAUGCUCAGGGAGCACAUCCUCGCCAAGGUCAGCCUAUGCUGUCCGCCUUGAACAGCAAGCUCCGCCGUCGAAACAGCCAUGGCGCUCCUUACAACGCACCGCCGAAUGCAUCACCCACCGCUCCCAAGAUUGGUCCGCAGCGAACAACCAAAAAAGCGCAGAAAUUGAAGCUGCUGCCUGAUCCUGUCACGGCCGAAGAGGAAGAAAGUGACGGAGAGUUCCCUCGAGAUGUCUAUUCACAAAUUACCCGUAUCAAGGAGCCUGCGGCACGAAGUCAUGCGGCAAGACUGGGCAAAGCCGACCGUGAUCGUAUCCCUCGAGUGACGGCUUAUUGCACAUCCGACUCAUACCGACUUGAAGGUGUGAUCAAGUUCCUCAAAUCCCGAUCCAAGACUCGCGGCGCGAAUCCCAAGUUGUACGAUGAAUGUGUCUACUCUCCGUUUGACUAUCAGUACGAAGAGAAGCAGAAAGGCACUAGAAUAUUCCCGAACGCCGGAGGAAAUGGGCCCAUGGAGCGACGACCAAGUGAGCGGAGAUACUCCGACAGUGCUGUGGAGGUUGAAGACAACACAAAAUCCCGCAGGGAGGACCUGAUCGACUUCCGAGACGAGGCCGGUCAUGCCGCCGAUGUUACCCCAGAGCACGCAGUAGCAACAAAGCAAUCAGACGAACACUUCGACAUCGAUACCACGAUCCAUACUCCUGAAGUCUUUCUUUUCGAUUACGGAACUGUUGUCAUAUGGGGCAUGACGCCUGCACAAGAAUCGCGCUUUUUGUCUGAUAUAUCGAAGUUUGCCUCCUCGAUUCUGAGCCCGGAUGACACGCAAAUUGAGAAUUUCAAUUUCUACUAUGCGCGCGAGUACCAGGCUCGCAUUUAUAACGACUUUAUCUCCCUUCGUGACCCUCGCAACCACAUGAUUAAGCUUGCCAUCUCCCAUGCCCUGGCUCAGUCGGUCAAGACCUCCCUUUUCGAGGACCUUGUGUCUGAGACUAUCUCCGACACCGCGCCAUUGCCUGCGCAGAUUGCGCAAACGGGUAGCGUCAACCUCACGAGACGGCAGAUCAACAUGCAGAUUGGGGAGCUCUUCAUUCUGCGCAUCAAUAUCCAUCUGCAGGGCUCUGUUCUCGACAGUCCGGAACUGUUCUGGGCAGAGCCGCAGCUGGAGCCAGUGUACCAGGCUGUGCGAAGCUACUUGGAGAUGGACCAGAGAGUCGGUCUGCUCACUGAGCGAUUGGACGUUAUUGCCGAUCUUCUUGCCGUCUUGAAGGACCAGUUGACACAUCGUCACGGAGAAUAUCUCGAAUGGAUUGGUGAGUGA
This is a messenger RNA of Penicillium maclennaniae, 1494 nucleotides long. Its product is annotated as YagE family protein. The record is from RefSeq and is a predicted model, not a curated record. The transcript has a single exon. The coding region runs from base 1 to 1494 and encodes 497 amino acids. NCBI's taxonomy places the organism in Eukaryota, Fungi, Ascomycota, Eurotiomycetes, Eurotiales, Aspergillaceae.